Molecule: messenger RNA, 7009 nt
Organism: Oncorhynchus nerka (sockeye salmon)
Lineage: Eukaryota; Metazoa; Chordata; Actinopteri; Salmoniformes; Salmonidae
Product: TBC1 domain family member 10A-like
Exons: 9
Coding region: 591-2270 (559 amino acids)
Source: RefSeq, a predicted model, not a curated record
AAGAGGUUGAGGCAGCUGAUGUGACUACCAAUGGGGAACGCAAGUUGCAACCACUGCGCUAGAUGAGAGCGCAGGCAGGACAUCCGAACUUAUCAACUUGCCUUGACAAGGAAACAGAAUACAUGGAACAGGAGGAAGGAAGGAACGACACAAACUGUCUUUUAGCUUGCUACACCAACAUGACAUAAGCAACAAAUGCACCUUUGUGGUGAAUUGUGCUACCUAGUUAGCUAGCUGGCUAACUAAUUCAUUGCCACAUUACAAGCUAGCUAGGCUAGCCAGAUUCGUUUACGACCAUUAACGCGCACACGGCAGCUAGCUUAUGUUACUGUCUGAAAAGGCUGGGACGUCAACAUCACACGGGAAAACGUGCGGUGUUUACUAACAUUUCGCUCGCUCAGUUACGAAUUUUGUUGUUAAUAACUAGAUGAAUUAGCUAGCUAGCUACAUACCAGACGAUAGCUAGUCCUGACAGCUAUCGUUAGCUAGCUACGUAUUCCAUGGCAUCAGUUUUGUUUGUAAACGUUCGCCUGGUUACAUACUGUUGAUUGUGACCGUGCCAAAGAAAUAUAUGUAUUAUUGAGAGAAUCAUGGCUAAAAUAGAGAAUGGUCGCCAGUCGGCCGACUCGAGAAGUAUCAGGACCAUUAGUAGCAGUCAUAUGGACGACGAGAGCUCCCUUGGCUCAGACUCCGAGAUGAACGGCUUUACCAACGACAGGCACACUGAUAAAUAUGGAUUUAUUGGAGGGGCGCAACAGUAUUCAGAAGAAUCGGCUCAGGAUGUCCCUCCAGAGGUGCUGAGGCAGCGAGAGGUCAAGUGGCUAGACAUGCUGAGCAACUGGGACAAAUGGAUGGUCAAGAGACACAAAAAGGUGAGACUGCGGUGCCAGAAAGGAAUCCCUCCCUCACUGCGAGGCCGUGCUUGGCUCUACCUGUCAGGAGGAAAAGUGAAGAGGGAACAGAACCGGGGGAAGUUCGAGGAGCUGGACAGUCAGGCUGGAGACCCAAAAGAGCUGGAUGUGAUUGAGAAAGACCUGCACAGACAGUUCCCCUUCCAUGAGAUGUUUGUAUCACGAGGGGGCCACGGACAGAAGGACCUGUUCCGUGUUCUGAAGGCCUACACGCUGUACAGGCCAGAGGAGGGCUACUGUCAAGCCCAGGCCCCCAUUGCUGCUGUGCUGCUCAUGCACAUGCCUGCUGAGGAUGCAUUCUGGGGACUGGUCCAAAUUUGUGAGAAGUACCUCCCUGGAUACUACAGUGCAGGGCUGGAGGCCAUCCAGUUAGAUGGAGAGAUCCUGUAUGCUUUGACGCGGCGUGUCUCCCCCAUAACCUACCGCCACCUGGAGAAACAUAAAAUAGAGCCCAUUCUCUACAUGACAGAGUGGUUCAUGUGUGCCUUCUCCCGCACCCUGCCCUGGGCCUCAGUUCUCCGUGUCUGGGACAUGUUCCUCUGUGACGGUGUGAAGAUAAUUUUCCGGGUGGGCCUAGUGCUGCUGAAGUGCAUGCUGGGUACCCGUGAGAAGCUGAAUGCGUGUCAGGGCCAGUAUGAGACCAUGGAGCUGCUGAGGGCCAUAGAGCCACGCUACAUGCAGGAGGGAUUCCUCGUCCGGGAGGUUCUGGAUGUGCCCAUCUCAGAGCGGGACGUUGAGAGCGAGCACCAUGUUCAGCUGAAGCGCUGGAGGAAGAACCGCGGUGAGCUGCACUGGAAGUCUCCUCCCAGAAUGCACGGUGCCAGGGCUAUCAUGGCUUCGGAGCCUCCCAGUCGCCAGGAGCUUCGUCAGAACCCCACCAUCAUCGUCGAGUCGCCCCUGCCUGCCCCUCAGCUGCAGAAGAGAGAGAAGAAGGGCAAAGAGGAGAAGAAGAGCAUUAAGAAAACCCCUCCUCCUGUCACAGAGAUCCCCAACCCUUAUAAUUUACCUGGUGACCCUAAGCUUCCACUCAGAGAUCCUCAGCUUCCACUCAGAGAUCCUCAGCUUCCACUCAGAGAUCCUCUGCUUCCACUCAGAGAUCCUCUGCCUCAGCUUCCACUCAGAGAUCCUCAGCCUACUCUGAGAGACUCACCAGCACAGAAGCCCCUCGUCAAUGACACACCUCUCCCAAACACACUUAAAGACUCUCACCUACCCCACCAACCAGCCCUUAAUGACCAACCAGCCCUCAACGACCAACCAGUCUUUAACGACCAGUCUCUUCUCAAAGAGUCGCCCCUCCAGAUGUCCAGACAGAGCCUGAGUAGCACAGAGGCAGAUCAUCAGGACACAUACCUGUAGCUCUCGCUGUGGGCAGAAGGUGGAACUGCAUGUGUGAAACUGGGCCUGAUGGUGAGUGAGAGAAGAACUGGAACAACCCCUGUUUUAUCCUGGACAGUUCUCAUUCACUCGCUCACUCACUCUCAGGCCCUCUGCAUGCCAACCAAGCCCUCUGUCUCUUUAUCAGGCACUAGCACAGCUCAGCCAUAUACCAGCAACUGGGUGUACCAUGGCUAAUGUCACUGCAGCCCAACUAUGGGCGACAAUUGUAUAUUUUUCAUAUGAUUUUUAUUCUGCCUGCUUUUAAGACACCGUAUUGCCUAGAGCAAGCACACAGUCAGCAGCAUACACUAAUGCAUCACUGCCAAGUGGUAUAAUACUUUCAUCCUUAUGUUACCUCUUCAUGCUUCUUCACUCUGACUGUUACUGAUGUGCAAGGGAGAUAGUGUUCUUUGUGCAAGGGAGAUAGUGUUCUUUGUGCAAGGGAGAUAGUGUUCUUUGUGCAAGGGAGAUGGUGUUCUUUGUGCAAGGGAGAUGGUGUUCUUUGUGCAAGGGAGAUGGUGUUCUUUGUGCAAGGGAGAUGGUGUUCUUUGUGCAAGGGAGAUGGUGUUCUUUGUGCAAGGGAGAUGGUGUUCUUUGUGCAAGGGAGAUGGUGUUCUUUGUGCAAGGGAGAUGGUGUUCUUUGUGCAAGGGAGAUGGUGUUCUUUGUGCAAGGGAGAUGGUGUUCUUUGUGCAAGGGAGAUAUGCUAUUGAUUUAUUGGUUGUGUAGUUGUAUACAUAAAACAAUCAUCACCUAAUAGACUAUCUGAUUCUAGGGUUUCACAAGAGACUUGAUUAAAUCAAACUGCCUUCAUUCGCACAAAAUGGGAGUGUUUAAAAAUAUAUAUAUAUAUUCAUUCAAAGCUCCCAACCACCUGUGGUUUGUAGGUAAUAGAAAUUGGAAAUAUUAACUUUUUUUGAACUAAGCUAUACUACUAUUGAUACUUUUUAAAUUUAAUGUAAACACUUGCCAUUUCAUUUUGAUUAAUGCUUAAGAAAGAGCUGGGUAAAUAUUGUUUCAAGUCAGGUUGGUUGAGUCAAAUUCCCAGUUGGCCUUAUCUAUAAGUAAAGAGCUUCCAUCCUUCACCACCAGAGAGCAGUCUUGGUGUGUUUUCCUGUAUAUUCUGUUAUCCCAGCUGCUAACUUCCCCUUCCUAAAAAGGAACUCCGAGCACUCUUGUCUCGAAUUUACACUCAUUACAUGUCAAUUCCAUACUUUCAAAGGAACUUGCAAGCUUGUUUUACUAUACAGUAAAAGGUGACAUAUGACAUGUGCCUUGUACAACUUGUGUAUAAAUCUUCGACCCCUGUGGCUAUCUAUUGUCCCUGCCAGGUGGUAAUGGACCUGAUGUCUGGAGACCAGACACAAAGCCUCACUGUGCCAGGCAAUUCCAGUUACUAUGUAGCAUUUAACUCAUGUAAGGUAUGCAAGAAGGAGAGAGGACUGGACAUUCCUCACAAUGAUUUGACACAUUCCUGCCCUUGGGUUUCUUAAAAGCCUAUAUGUCUUGCAUGCUACAUGUACAGUAUUCAUGCAUGUUCAUAUUUCAUAGCAGUUAGCUGGAUUGUUCCACCAAUUCGGUGCCUUUUGAAAGUGUAACUUGGUCAACCUAAUUUGAUUUCACCUCAUUUUAACAUUGUCAUUAAAAGCACUUUUCUUUUUCUUUUUUCACUUUACCCUUUCGAGGUUAAAUAAUAAUAAUAAUAAAAAGACUAAGUGCCAAAUAAAGUAAUAGGGUUGACUAUAACAAGGUUGGUGAUUUAAUCUUAAAUACCCUUGUGAAUCUUCAAAAUGACUUUGUCAAAGCAACAAAAUUACUUUACAAUGAUGGUGAAAAUGUUAGGGUUAAGUGGGUUAAAAAUCUUCCUAGAAGUCAGACGGUGCAUGGAGGAGCAUGUCAAAAUGCUGAAUUUAUUUAAUUAUCUAUGUGGUCUUUAUUAAAGGGCACUUCAUUUAAUAUAACACACUGUUAAAAUUCAAUAUUGGUGCACAAUUUCUACUUAAAAUAUCAAUGGGACGCAAAAGGCACUCUUUGUGGAACGGCCCGGCUGUAUAGAGCUAACCUCUGCUCCUCUGCACAGGUGCUGGGUGAUGUGGACCUUGCAGGCUAGAUACUUUUGUAUAUAUAGUGUUUGUGGACGUGUGUGGAUUCGGACAUUUCAACCACAUCCGUUGCUGACAGGUGUAUAAAAUUGAGCACACCGCCAUGCAAUCUCCAAAGACAUACAUUGGCAGCAGAAUGGCCUUACUGAAGAGCUCAGUGACUUUCAAUAUGGUGCCGUCAUGGGAUGCCACCUUUCCAACAAGUCAGUUGGUCAAAUUUCUGCCCUGCUAGAGCUGCCCUGGUCAACUGUAAGUGCUGUUAUUGUGAAGUGGAAAUGUCAAGGAGCAACAACGGCUCAGCCAUGAAGUGGUAGGCCACACAAGCUCACAGGACGGGACUGCUAAAGCACGUAGCGCGGAAAAAUCGUCUGUCCUCGGUUGCAACACUCAAUACUGAGUUCCAAACUACCUUUGGAAGCAACGUCAGCACAAGAAUGAUUCGUCAGGAGCUUCAUGAAAUGGUUUUCCAUGGCCGAGCAGCCGCACACAAGUCUAAGAUCACCAUUCUCAAUGCCAAGCUUCUCCUGGAGUGGUGUUAAGCUCACCGCCAUUAGACUCUGGAGCAGUGGAAACGCAUUCUCUGGAGGGAUGAAUCACGCUUCACCAUCUGGCAGUCCAACAGACGAAUCUGGGUUUGGCGGAUGCCAGGAGAACGCUACCUACCCCAAUGCAUAGUGCCAACUGUAAAGUUUGGUGGAGGAGGAAUAAUGGUCUGGUGCUGUUUUUCAUGAUUGGGACUAGGCCCCUUAGUUCCAGUGAAGGGAAAUCUUAACGGAACAUUCUAGACAAUUCUUUGCUUCCAACUUUGUGGCAACAGUUUGGGGAAGGCUUCCUGUUUCAGAAUGGCAGUGCCCCAUGCGCAAAGUGAGGUCCAUACAAAAAUGGUUUGUCGAGAUCGGUGUGGAAGAACUUGACUGACCUGUACAGAGCUCUGACCUCAACCCCAUCGAACACCUUUGAGACUAAUUGGAACACCGACUGCGAGCCAGGUCUAAUCGCCCAACAUCAGUGCCCGACCUCACUUAUGCUCUUGUGGCAGAAUGGAAGCAAGUCCGUGCAGCAAUGUUCCAACAUCUAGUGGAAAGCCUUCCCAGAAGAGUGGAGGAUGUUAUAGCAGCAAAGGGGGGACCAACUCCAUAUUCAUGCCUGUGAUUUUGUAAUGAAAUGUUCGACAAUCAGGUGUCCACAUACUUUUGGUCAUGUAGUGUGGCUCUGUAAAGACAUGGAUCAGCUUAUUGCUACGCUGAGUGACAGGUCCAGAUAUAUGGUGAUCAAACCAAAUAACAAUGUGAUAAGGAUCAUCGGAUUGAUCCAUUGCCUGUUACUAUGGAUGCUUGUUGCAUACCGGCGAAGGGAUUACUUUUGGGAUAUCUUGGAGUUUUCAUAUUUUGGGAUAAUGUUGAAGCCUUUCCAAUUAAAAAUGUUAUAUUCAUUUGGGAAAAUCAUGAGGCCUGUUGGGAUAAAGAUCAAGCCUUUGCUUUGGGAAAAUAAUGGACAGUCUGUUGACCAAAGCCUUUUUGGUGAUUCAAGUUUAGAGGCAAGGUUUGCAGUCAGAUGUGUCAAAGGUUUUUAACUAUUAUGUUGUAGGCACUAUAGGAAAUUAUUCAGUAGAGAUUAAGACGUAAUCGAUGCACAACACUUAUUAUUGCUACAAUAUAUCAUUCUACUGAAUGCUGCAUGUUUGUUGUACAGGUCACCUCUAAGACCUCACUAAAAAGCAAUAAAAGGUGAAUGGAGGUCAAGUAAACAAAAACAUAUUUGAUUUUUUAUUUAACCUGGCAAGACCGUUAAGAACAAAUUCUUAUUUACAAUGACGGCUUAACCCGGACGACGCUGGGCCAAUUGUGCGCUGCCAUAUGGGACUCCCAAUCUUGGCCGGUUGUGAUACAGCCUGGAUUCGAGCCAGGGUCAGUAGUGAUGCAGUGCUUAGAACACUGCGCCACUCGGGAGCCACACAGCCUUUCUCCACCCAAGUGUAUAGUGACCUGUAUCACAUAUUUCCCAUUUUGCAGCUAUUAUAGUUUAAUUUAAUGCUUAAAAUGUGUAUAUAAGACUCAUUUGUAAAAUGUAAUUUUGUAUAGAAACAUUAUUUUUUUUGUGUGUACACAUCCAUAUUUGAUGAUCAUAAUCCACCAUUUGCCAUAAAUCAUGGUAGAAACUGAAUCUAUAUUUUAGCUAGAUAAUUUUGACACUAACUUUACAGUUUAAAAAGCAAACAUAUGCAAUGCUUUCUUCCCUAGAAAUAUUCAUGUUUUCUCAGCACAAUGGUUUUAAUUUGGUUUAUUCAGAGAGGCUAUAUACAUUGCGUGCAAAAGGCAUGAGGAGGUAGGCGAAUAAUUACAAUUUAGCAGAUUAACACGAGUGAUAAAUGAUCAGAUGUUCAUGUGCAGGUAGAGGUACUGGUGUGCAAAAGAGCAGAAAAGUAAAUACAUUUUUAAAAGUAUGGGGAUUAGGUAAAUUGGGUGGGCUAUUUACCGAUGGACUAUGUACAGCUGCAGCGAUCGGUUAGCUGCUCAGAUAGCAGAUGUUUAAAGUUAUCAACAAAUAUGUAUUUAUCUCAAAGUUGUUUCAUAUUGUCAUUUUUGUUUUUACAAAUAAAAUCACUUUGAUCAACAACA